Messenger RNA from Arabis nemorensis, 1503 nucleotides. Lineage: Eukaryota; Viridiplantae; Streptophyta; Magnoliopsida; Brassicales; Brassicaceae. The record is from the annotation of a GenBank genome assembly.
AUGUCGACUCAUGGCGUGGAGCACGUGGGUCUGCCCACGAAAAUGGAAGCUAAGAAAUCCAAACAGGGUUGCUGCAACCCGGUCAAGAAAUCCGGACCCGUUUCCAUGGAUCAUGUUCUUCUCGCUCUCCGUGAAACCAGAGAGGAACGAGAUGUGCGAAUCCGGAGCCUAUUCAGUUUCUUCGAUUCUGAGAAUAUGGGCUACUUAGAUUGCGCACAGAUCGAGAAGGGGUUAAUCGCGCUUCAAAUCCCAAGUGGGUACAAAUACGCCAAGGAAUUGUUCAGGGUUUGUGAUGCGAAUCGUGACGGGCGCGUAGAUUAUCACGAGUUUCGUCGAUACAUGGACGAUAAGGAAGUCGAGUUGUACAGAAUUUUUCAAGCUAUUGAUGUUGAGCACAACGGUUGCAUUUCGCCUGAGGGACUCUGGGAUUCGCUCGUUAAGGCCGGCAUUGAGAUAAAUGAUGAGGAGCUCGCUCGCUUUGUGGAACACGUUGACAAGGACAAUGAUGGAAUCAUAAUGUUUGAAGAAUGGAGAGAUUUUCUUUUGUUGUACCCUCACGAAGCCACCAUUGAAAAUAUAUACCACCACUGGGAAAGAGUAUGUCUUGUAGAUAUUGGAGAACAGGCCGUUAUUCCACAAGGCAUCAGCAAACAUGUGAAGAGAAGCAACUAUUUUAUCGCAGGUGGCAUAGCCGGUGCAGCUUCUAGGACCGCGACUGCACCUCUUGAUCGCUUAAAAGUUCUUUUGCAAAUUCAGAAAACUGAUGCUAGAAUCAGAGAAGCUGUAAAGACGAUAUGGAAGCAGGGUGGGGUCCGGAGUUUUUUCAGAGGUAACGGAUUGAAUAUUGUUAAGGUAGCUCCAGAGAGUGCAAUCAAGUUCUAUGCAUAUGAGCUUUUCAAAAAUGCUAUUGGUGAGAACAUGGGUGAAGACAAAGCGGAUAUAGGCACAACCGCUAGACUAUUUGCUGGAGGUAUGGCGGGUGCAGUGGCUCAAGCCUCUAUAUACCCUUUAGAUCUUGUGAAAACUCGGUUGCAGACAUGCACUAGCCAAGCAGGGGUUGUUGUGCCCAAGCUUGGAACGCUAACUAAAGACAUAUUGGUUCAUGAGGGUCCACGCGCUUUUUACAAAGGUCUUUUUCCUUCUCUUCUUGGGAUUAUUCCUUAUGCGGGUAUCGACCUUGCUGCAUAUGAGAAAUUGAAGGACUUAUCCAGGACAUAUAUUCUUCAAGACACUGAACCAGGUCCGCUUGUGCAACUAGGAUGCGGAACAAUCUCAGGAGCUCUUGGAGCAACCUGUGUUUAUCCUUUGCAAGUUGUUAGAACAAGAAUGCAAGCAGAACGAACAAGGACCUCAAUGUCGGGAGUAUUCAGGAGGACAAUAAGCGAAGAAGGUUACAAAGCACUCUACAAAGGGCUUCUACCAAAUCUUCUAAAGGUUGUUCCUGCUGCAAGCAUUACGUAUAUGGUUUACGAAGCUAUGAAAAAGAGUCUAGAACUUGAUUAG